Molecule: messenger RNA, 695 nt
Organism: Aspergillus welwitschiae
Lineage: Eukaryota; Fungi; Ascomycota; Eurotiomycetes; Eurotiales; Aspergillaceae
Exons: 1
Coding region: 316-567 (83 amino acids)
Source: RefSeq, a predicted model, not a curated record
AAUAAGUUGAGAACAGUAUGUGAUCAUUAGACUUAUCACACAAUUGACUGAGAGCUAUCACCAUGGUGGGUUAUACUUAGUGCCGCCAUCGUCUUAACUUUGCCACUCCACACCAAGUCAUUCGAUAACUAGGUAACUAAUUAGAAAGCUGGAACGCCGGUCCGCCGUUGCUGGCGCCGGAACUACUGCCCUGGAUUGAUGACCUUCAAGCCACCAAAUGAAGUUUCGAGCACUCCCACGAAUGAGGAGUGUGUCUCCUUGGGCGCUUGGCCAAACCAAACCUCUUGCGGUGCCCGUUCUAUACAAUGACUCACGAUGACAGGGAUAUACACUGAUGGGCUUAUCUCUACUUACUCAGUUAGUUUGUCAGGAACUACUUACACUAUCUGGAGAAGUUUGGCCAUGAGCCAUAAUGAUGCUGUUCUCUACAGCCAUGAAGGGACGGGACGAUACGAAAAACAUGCUGCUCCUCUACACUUACAUAUAGGAUUGGUGUUGGCUGUCAGCCAGGUCAGCCAUCUACCGAAAAGUCAACCCUCUUUACCUUGUUUUUCUGGCAGUGAUUGAAGGGGCUAUUUUGCUAGAUACCACGCCUCCGAUGUCAACCCCUGAUCUGUCGAUCUUGGAUUCUGAGAGACUGUUUCCAAACAAGGAAGCUAACUCGGAUCGCAUCGAUGCCUUGUCUUUGCUGGAUG